ACAAGGUGCAAUACAGUUAAGUUAUUGCGCGUUUAGUUCGAAGAUAAAGACAAGAAUGACCGCAUUUAUUCUGUUCUCCUUGCGCUUUUUUUAUAUCAUUUUUGAUCUGCGUUUUGCGUGCCCUUUGCCCCUCAAACACUGUUCUGCGCCAUUAUAACCCGAAUAUUUGCCGCCAGCUUUGUCGCGCGAUCCCUGCACACUUGGACCAAUACUUGGAUAUUUCAGAUCAUAUACAUACACCUUGCGUUGCGGUGUUUCUUUAAAUAUCGUCGAGAGAACACCUGAUUCAAAAAGUUACAUUAUGAUGCGAAAGUUGCAGCGCUCACACGACUGCUAAGCUACAUUUCGCACGCGAACAAGUCGGUUUAAGCGAACUCUAAAGUAAAAAAACUCGCUUUGCGUCUUUUUUCGACAGUCUUUCAACGAUAUUGUCGGAUUGAGAUGACAUCUUGAGAAUGACAUUGGCUGGUAUACGAAGCGCUUGACCGUUUCUAUUUCGCCCGCAGUCAGCGGAAGCGGCGGUAUUUACAUGCGCGUUGACACUUUUGUCAUUUACAGAAACGUCCGCGCGAUUUGCGAUAGGUUUGUGUCGUUAAAGUGACGUGUUUUGUUUGCUAUUUGUACGACUCAAGGGUAACUUGUGCUAGAGUUUGUGUCUGAGGGGCGUUUACCGUGUUUGAAGCUAGCAGCAGCUCUCUGGCAGACCACGGGGUGUCGGGAGUUUGACAAGCGGCUUAUGUAAUGCUGGCGAUUCCCCGCACGCGCGUCAGCGGACACCGAACACGAAUAACGAUUAUACAUAGCGAGGUGUAAAGUUUAUUUCGCUCAAUAUCGUGCGCGCGUCGACGCCAGUGCACGUUUAUUUUUGCGCGAGUUGUUUGUUAGCUGCGCGCUGCCGUGAAAUAGUGUCGAAGCUGCAACGCAGCGCGUCUUGGCAACAUAUUUUAACAUUUAUUCACCAUGAGGGAAGUUAAGCGAGCAAGUGUCGCGUAUGUGAUCUGAACGUCUGAAACGCUUUGGAUUCGUAUAGAAAUGCACUUUUCGUCAUAAAUCUAAUAAAGGAUCAAGAUAUGGAUCGUGGACUGAAACGCAACCAUAAAGAAGCUGAGAGUUUAACCUUCGGGGACUGCAUCGAGAGAGGCCUCGUGCCGGACAUCGACGUCAGUAUUUCCUCUUUAAACACGUCAGACGAUUUUUCGAACGGACUGAAUGCUGGUGACAAUCACAUGAAUCUUUCCAUGGCAGAGCCAUCCUCGAUAGGACAUAACACACUGGAACCAAACGUUAAAAUAUUCAAACCUUUCAGAAUGCAUCACCACCAGCACAAAGUAAAUGAUCCUCUUACUCUUAGCAUCGGUGAAAACUUUUCUAUGUUGGACGAGAGCAUCGCAGACUUAAAUCGCAAUUCUGGCGCCCAGGCCCCGGACACUUUCACAAUGAAAACGGAGCCGUUUUCUCCUGUCGAGAAAGAUCGACAGGACUUUCCUUUCUAUGGUCACCAGGAUAAAGAUAGUAGCGAGAGACUUUCUGGAGAAAACACGCUGGACAUCCUAAAGGAUCUGGACUUUCACGGCUCCCUGUCAGAUCUGAAUGAGUUUUACGUUGCAGACGAGACUGCCUUCCUCUCCUCCCUGGCAGUGGAUGAUGCCCUGCUGGGAGAGAGCACCUUGCUGAAGGAUACCAGCCCUGUUGUCACUGGCAACAGCGCAGCCUGUACAAAUGUGAACGGCACGGGGAAACGGCAGCAGAUGGUGGAAGCCAGUGUCAACAUGCCAGUUGUAAAGAUGGAGAAAGACACAGAUUAUAUCCAGCUGUGUACACCGGGUGUCAUCAAACAGGAGAAUAAUGAAAGGCGGAGCUACUGUCAGAUGUCAGGAAUGGGUGGGCAUCACAGUGUGCCCGCCACGGUGGGAGAUAUGGGCGGACAGGGAUUCCACUAUGGAGCCGGCAAUGCCGUGACUUUACCAGAUCAGAAACCAGUGUUCGGCCUGUUUCCUCCUCUGCAUACCAUAAAUGACAACUGGGUUCGAGGAAAUGGAUAUGGAGAUGGGAUGCAGCGAACCAACGAGAACGUACUUCCGUCCACCUAUCCCUUCAGCAGCUCUUUGGGAAGACCUGAGGUCAGCAGCUCCAGUGCGUCUGGAUCAGUCAAACCCAACACGAACAGUCAUAAGAUCUGCCUGGUAUGCUCGGACGAGGCUUCAGGAUGCCAUUAUGGGGUUCUUACCUGUGGCAGCUGCAAGGUUUUCUUCAAAAGAGCUGUAGAGGGAUGGAGAGCGCGACAAAACACAGAUGGACAGCACAACUAUCUCUGCGCGGGGAGAAAUGACUGCAUCAUCGACAAGAUCAGGAGGAAAAACUGUCCGGCCUGUCGCUUCCGCAAGUGUCUGCAAGCUGGAAUGAAUCUGGAAGCUCGCAAAAACAAGAAGCUGAUGCGAAUGAGGGGUCAGUCAACAUCGAGCGAGCAGAUGUCUCCUCUGCCCAGUGAUCGUGUGUGUGCCUCUCUGGUGCCGAAAGCCAUGCCCCAGCUGGUGCCAACCAUGCUAUCCCUGCUCAAAGCCAUUGAGCCCGAGAUCAUUUACGCCGGCUACGACAGCACCACCCCGGACACGUCUACCCGUCUCAUGACCACACUUAACCGCCUCGGUGGCCGUCAAGUCGUCUCGGCUGUCAAGUGGGCCAAAGCCCUUCCAGGUUUCAGAAAUCUACACCUGGAUGACCAGAUGACACUGUUACAGUGCUCCUGGCUCUUCCUCAUGUCCUUCGGUUUGGGAUGGAGAUCAUACCAGCAGUGUAAUGGAAGCAUGCUGUGUUUUGCCCCAGACCUCGUCAUUAAUGAGGAGAGAAUGAAACUGCCAUACAUGAAUGACCAGUGUAGCCAAAUGCUGAAGAUCACGAAUGAGCUGGUCAGACUUCAGGUGUCCUACGAUGAGUAUCUGUGUAUGAAGGUCUUACUGCUUCUCAGCACAGUACCAAAAGACGGGCUGAAAAGCCAGGCUGUGUUCGAUGAAAUCCGCAUGUCGUACAUCAAGGAGCUUGGCAAAGCCAUCGUGAAAAGAGAAGAGAACUCCAGCCAGAACUGGCAAAGGUUUUACCAGCUGACAAAGCUCUUGGACACCAUGCAGGAGAUGGUGGAAGGGCUCCUCAACUUCUGCUUCUACACGUUUGUGAAUAAAUCCCUGAGCGUGGAGUUUCCUGAAAUGCUGGCGGAGAUCAUCAGCAACCAGCUACCAAAAUUUAAAGAUGGGAGCGUCAAGCCACUUCUGUUUCAUCAGAAAUGACCGCCUUAGAUCCUAACAAUGCCUUAAUGAUGACAGCCCCUCCCUUAGCAGCGUUAGUCCGUCACCCCGCUUCGCCCACAACCGUCCUGAAUGAAGCGACGGAUGGGGUCGCUCCUGCUCGAGGUGAAGCUUGCUUUUCAGAUGGUGAGGAUCAACGAGGAUAUCGAGGACUGAGUUACAUUCAACACUUUAUGUCAUGUUAAAACUCUUUAAUGUCCAGUCAAAGCAGGGGGAAUAUGUCAAAGACCUCUUUUUAUUCAUACUAUCUCCUUUUUUUGCAUGUACACUGCUGAAAUGUUUACAUGAUGAUGGGUAUAUCAAAAAAGGGAAUUGUGCCUUUUUUGCGCUUUGCGAAUUGACUUCGGCCAUUUCUCAGGCUAAACGCAACGACUUGCCGUACGACGUGCAUUUGUGUUGAUACAUCACACCUGUUUUUGUCUUGUUUCUUCACUCGAGAGGCAUUCGUGGAAACCUUGAAGCAGAUGUGAAACACAAGGCCCUUUGAAAUUGAUGUCCAAUUGCAACUCAAAAUUAAGCACCAUUGCAAUGCCACCAAUCUCUCAUUUGUUUCAUAACAGACAUUGAGCACUAAGUUCCUCUUUUUUUUUUACAAGCUCCACUGAAAUUGGAAAAUGUGUAGUAGUGAAUUAUUAAUGAGAUUUUAUUUGUUUUGUUUGUCUGAUUAGUAGCCCAGGUUCGUAUGAAAUGAACGCCUGUCGCAUGUAUAUGGUUGUAGUUUGGAAAGCUGAUGGUCGCUCCUAGAAUCCCUGGGCUGAAUUCAGGGUUAAUUUGUCAGAUUUAUCAUCCAUCCAUCCAUUGUGAUCAGAUGUAGUUUAAAAUAGCCCGGCAUUCAUAAUAUUCAGCAUUAAGCGCCACCCCCACCCCUGAUUUGUGUGAGUUUGUGCAUGCUCGAAGAGUUAAUUCAUCCAUUGAAUGAUUCGCGCUGUGUGCAUAAUUUUUCUUUUUAGUUUUCCAUCAGAUCUCAAAAUCUGUGAGUUUUUAGCUUUUUGCCUUUCAUGUGUCCCUGUGGUGCCAAGCCUCAAAUGCUCUUUUGUGGAACAUUUGUCUGUCCUGUGCUUGAUCAUGUUUGAUCAUUGUUACUGGUUCAUCAUGCGCUCCAUGGUUUUACACUUAACCCCGUAGUCUGUUAUUACGUGUAUGCGCACUAAGGGUGUCACGGUUUCGAUUUUUGAUUGAAAUUUAUCUAAAUUAAGUGACAACCUCGAGCUUCGAAUGAAAAAAUUUAAUCGUCGAUGCUUAUACUCCCCCAUGUCACGUCCGGUCUGCUUGCCAAGUGGAAAAAAAACAGGUUUUGAGUGCUGCGAGUCAACCUCCUCUAAUUUAGCUAGCUACAGCCAGUCAAAAGAUAGCAUGGCAGAUGCAGGAGACACCACGUGAGCUGCUCUUUACAUGGGAAACAAAAACAGCACACGCGUGUGCACACCAGAGCGGCGUCUGUGCCAGGACCGGUCGUUUAUCUGUACUGAUAUCUGUUUUUCAGUUGCUUAAACGUGGGUUUACACCAGCCGCGUUUAAGGCGUCAAAAUCGCGUCUAUCACGCUUCGUUUGCCGCUUGAACAGUUUGAGUGUACUCGCUUUAUUCGCUCGUGAAAGCCGCGCGUGAAAUUCUAGUCAUCGAGACAUUCACACGGAAAUUCGCGUCAAGGGAGAGGUUUCUGCGACUCCGCUCGCUUUCUGUAAUCACGUCACUACUAAAGCAAGCUCCUGAUUGGUUAACGUGGCGCGUUGGCUAAAUGCCUCAUUAGCGCUGUGAGACCUCCAGACGCACGUCAACCCGUCUUCACAUUGACUUAACAUUGAAAUCACCCGCGCUUGACGCCUCUACCGCGGCUGGUGUAAACGCAGCGUAAGAGUUAUGAAAACAGCAUUUAAACAUGACUUAUUGGGGUAUAGUCUCACAAUCUCAUCUGACGGUAAUAAAAGCAUGUUUUAAAGAUGCAAAGUACUGACAGGAAUGUUCAUCCGACAGGAAGUUUAGUUUUAUCAGGUAUGUGCGUGUACCAUAUUUUUCCACUGGCAGCACGACUAACAUUCCAUCUCCGGGUUCAAGGUCAGAUAUUAUAUUUCAUAAAAGUCUAGUCUAAAAAUGGCAUUGCAACCUGUUCUUUCAAAAACAUAAAAAAGUACCUUAGAAUCGAAAAUGUAAUCGAAUCGAGGAUUUGGAGAAUCGUGACACCCCUAAUGCGCACAGUUAACUGCACAGCUUGCAAAGUAUAGUUUAUUUGACUCAUACGUGUACACAGAUGUUCAACGCAUCUCCUGAGCUACAUUCUUCUGUAGGCACAUGUGCAACGUACAUAUGCAAAGUACGCGCAGGGUUACAAAAAUCUGGGGUGUGCAUACAGUAUAGAGCAUGCGUACUUUUCUGAUGAUGAAAUUUACGUCACGCGCACUUUACGCAGACCCUUGCGUACAUGUUAAAACCAGACUAUACCUCUAGCUUUACUCGGAGAACCGCACCAGCUACGCUUUAUUCCCGGCUUAAAGCGAUAGAUCACCUAAAACCCAAAAUCUGUUCAUUUGUUCUCAUGUUUCCAACCCGCAUGCUGUUGCUCCUCAACCCUUUUUAAAGCACCUUCACUACGUGUUAAUGCAACUGCAUUAACAUGAAUUAUAUAAAGCAACAGCAUGCGGGUUUUAGCAGGUCAUUUUACAGUUUUCCAGCUUUUUGGUUGGUUUUCUUCCUGCAUAUUUCUGUGUAAGGACCUUCUACCUAACAAACAAAAAAUACAGCUAAAUUUGAUUAUCUGAUAAAGUCCAGCUGUUCAUUCAUAGACUGCGGUGUCAAAUAACAGCACCAAUGUGACACCCUGACCCUCUGCAGCCGUGCACAGUAUUAAAACUCUAGUGGUUAUGGGAGGCUUGAAAGUUAAUUCCCAGUAACACUGUUGCUUGUCAUCGGCUGUAUGUAUUAUCAACAGCGCUGAAAUACGAUCUGAUGAUGGAAAUACGAGCUUACAUUCAUAACCAGUGUUACCAGUCACUGUUAGUUUAACCUUCAUUUCCCAAUGCUUAUUUUAACCAACAUGAAGUGUACAGUAGAUGUCCUAUAUCCUCCCUGACAACGAUAUUUUAGUGUAUUUCAUAAGGCUGUUUUUUCCCCUUAAGAUUUAUUUUCUAAUUGUUUCACAGUAGGCCUUGCAAAAGGAGUCCGUGAGCCAUAAAAAGUAGGUUGCUUAAAUUCAGGAGAACACAAAGUUUUUUUCUUUGUGGAAGUCAUAGAUCAUUUUUAAAUGAAGCUACGCUAACAGAUCCUCUUUGAUAUGAAAAUCAUUUUACAAUAGAAUAAUUUUAUUAAAAAAAAAACAAGUUAUAUCUUUUUUGUCGAGAGAUGAAUUGCAAAUGCACUUUGAAGAAGUGUUUGUAUGUUGUAUGUAAAUGUAAAUUCUAUAAAUCAAUAGGAGAAAUAUAAGAUUAAUCGCUGUUUUAAAAAAAAAAUGAAAGCUUAAAGUUAUAAGCAGGAGGGGUGCUUGAGUAUAUUUUGUAUAGUGCAACAGAGUGACCAAAGCAACGCAGAUUUAAAAAAAAAAUGAAAGAAAAAAGUAUUUAAAGCAGUUACAUUUUAAAGUAGCACUUAAUACCCAACUUUAGUACUUUAUUUUAUCCUUUUCUAUUUCUUUUAUAAAGAUUUAGGCUUUGGUCUCAUGUAUCAUGCUGUAAAAUUCACUAGUCAUUACAAAUAUAUAUAUAUAUAUAUAUAUAUAUAUAUAUAUAUAUAUAAAUAUAUAUAUAUAUAUAUAAAUCAGAGCCUGAAAAUUUGCACUACCCUAAUACUGGCCUGACAUAUUCGUUGCGUCCAAAAUCGCCUACUUCUGGAGAGGCGUCAUCAUAUUAAAAAUGUCAAAAAACACAGCUCUUUUAAAAUGCAAAUGCAUAAGGAAAACAGCUGAUCUUUGUGGGUACAUUUAAUGUCAUUCAAGUUAAUAUCAGUUAAUCAGUUAUUAUGAGGACGUGGGUCACUUCAUGUAUCAAGAUGGCGGAUCUAGUACGUCCAAAUUUCAUUCACACUACCCAUAUUUUUACGUUGUUAUAACAGUGAAUGAGUAAGAAGUUUAUUUAAAUUAGUACGUCCUGUCACAGUAUGCGAUUUCGGACGCAGGAAAUCAAUUUUGUACAAAAAUUCAUGCAAAUAAUAUCUUUAAAGAUUAAGGGCAAAUCAUAUUUCAUUGGUAUAUGGCUUUCAUUAAAGUCUUUUUGUUUGUUUGCAUUUCAGUUCUAUGUAAAAGUAAUCCAAUGUAAAGGAUAUAUGUUUAUUUGUUAAAAAAAAUAGUUUUGUAUGACUUCUGUAUUAUACCUAUCCUGUAGUCAAUGUCGAUCUUUACACUUAUUUGAUUAAAUGUUGGACAAAAUUCA
This is a messenger RNA of Paramisgurnus dabryanus, 7655 nucleotides long. Its product is annotated as glucocorticoid receptor-like. Lineage: Eukaryota; Metazoa; Chordata; Actinopteri; Cypriniformes; Cobitidae. Gene Ontology annotation, molecular function: nuclear glucocorticoid receptor activity; zinc ion binding; steroid binding. Gene Ontology annotation, biological process: regulation of DNA-templated transcription; nuclear receptor-mediated glucocorticoid signaling pathway. Gene Ontology annotation, cellular component: nucleus. The record is from RefSeq and is a predicted model, not a curated record.